AUGGCAUUGGCCACUGCAUACAAGCAGUUCCUCGCUGCGCCAGAUGCCUCUCUCCUGGCCGAGAAUUCCACACUCCACUACAUCACUACCACUACCAGCUUCAAAGGCCCCGCCGACAUAAUCAACCAUGUCAACGCCUCGCGCAAACACCUCAAGGUCAAGAAGGAGGAUUUCCUCUCGGCAAUCGAAGCCCAGCAUACCAUCGCCGUCGAGGUCGACACUACCCUGGAGUUUGUCGCCGGUGGCGGACCCUACCUUCCCGCCCUCGACGACAACUUUCUGGCAGAUCGCACAGUCUAUAUUCCCAUUAUGCACCUUGUCUACUUCGACGGCCACGGCAAGAUUCUGCAGAUCCGCCGCUCCUGGGACCAAGGCGCAUUGCUGAAACAACUCGAUAUCAUCGGCAAAACAGGCCGCAACUGGCCCAUUCGCGACAGCACGGAGCAGAUCAGGAUGAUUCAGAACUGCGUCAAGACCUCCGACGGCGCCCGCCCCGCCCAAGGCACCACUCAUGCCACUGACAUGGCUACCCGCCCCCGCGACAACUCGACCAACAUCAUGCGCGAUCCUCACGCCUCCCUGUCCUUGUUUGCCCCUCGCGACGACGCUGACCAGAGCAUUGCGGCCGUCAUCUCCCCUAGAGGCGGGACUCGACCGCGACAACGCGAUUUCGCCGAGAUCCUGGGCGACGAGCCCGUAGAAGCCCCGGUCUCCUCCCCCAGUGCUGGCCGCCAACGAUCCGAGUCCCCAAGCAAGACUAUCGCUCCCAAGGCUGGUGGUUCCAAGAAGUUUCAACCAAGUCGUCUGUUCGACACCGAUCAGGUCGAUCAGGUCGAUGAGUCUCCCUACUCGCCUGGAAAUGUCAAGUCCCCUGAGAGCCAUUACCGCACGAACCCCAAGAAGUACAAACACUUUGAAUUCGCCGACGGCUCUGAUGCUCAAGACGCCCCGCGCCCUGGCAAUGCCACUCCGCAGAAGACGAAGCACUCCAGCCAGUGGGAUUUCGAGGACUUCGUUACUCCAGCCAAGUUGAACCGCUCCAAGUCUGUCCACCACCGCAAUGAUCGUCACUGGGGAACCGAGGGUGACGAGGGCCAAGAGGAACCUGCACACAAACCUGCGCAAGCCAAGGCUCGCCGCGAUGCUGAGACGCACUUCGAUUUCCUCGAUGAUGGUACCCCGAAGGGCAACCCCCGCGCCGCCCGCCCUCGAGGCGCGACACACAACACUGGAUUGGGCUUGUACCAGAAUAACCUGUACGAUGAGGACGAGCGCGACGAAGUACCUGCAGCAGAAGCACGAGCUCUAGGCGCCAUCACGAACACCAACUUAAAGGACCGCGGUCGAGACUUCAAUUCCCACUGGGGUAUGACGGACGACCCGUCUGCGACCAAGCCACAACGAAAGGCUCCUGUUGGUAAUGAGCAUAAGAAGGCUGUCAAGAUGAUGGAUGCCAACUGGUCUUCCUACGAACACUCUCCUGUACACAAAGAGAAUAAGCCCACCGCCUCGAAGAACGGCUCCGGAAUGGGCCCAGACCGAGGCAUCUCCAUCGCCGGCGACGGCAUGGGUGGUGGUAAGGGUUCCAACCGGGACUGGCUUUUCGGCGCCGGCGACGACGACGACGACCACAGCAGCCAGUCUACCAAGGCCGUGCCGGGCAGGAAGCAGGGUGCUGCUGCCAAGUCAGGUGGCUUCAACUGGGAUUUCUAG
Anthostomella pinea is the source of this 1713-nucleotide messenger RNA. The record is from the annotation of a GenBank genome assembly. Lineage: Eukaryota; Fungi; Ascomycota; Sordariomycetes; Xylariales; Xylariaceae.